Apiotrichum porosum is the source of this 1203-nucleotide messenger RNA. It is a transcript of the gene MVD1, whose product is annotated as diphosphomevalonate decarboxylase. Gene Ontology annotation, biological process: isoprenoid biosynthetic process; isopentenyl diphosphate biosynthetic process, mevalonate pathway. Gene Ontology annotation, cellular component: cytosol. The record is from RefSeq and is a predicted model, not a curated record. Gene Ontology annotation, molecular function: diphosphomevalonate decarboxylase activity; ATP binding. NCBI's taxonomy places the organism in Eukaryota, Fungi, Basidiomycota, Tremellomycetes, Trichosporonales, Trichosporonaceae. The transcript is spliced from 2 exons. The coding region runs from base 1 to 1203 and encodes 400 amino acids.
AUGGUCUACGAAGCUACCGCCACCGCCCCGGUCAACAUUGCCUGCAUCAAGUACUGGGGCAAGCGCGACACCAAGCUCAUCCUGCCGACCAACUCGUCGCUCUCGGUGACUCUUGACCAGGACCACCUCCGCUCGACCACCACUUCGCGCGCAGACGCUUCGUUUGAGGACGGCGACCGUCUCUGGCUGAACGGCAAGGAGGAGAGCAUCAAGGAGGGCGGCCGUCUGUGGACCUGCAUCAAGGAGCUCCGCGGCUGGCGCAAGGCUGAGGAGGACAAGAACGCCGAGCUCCCCAAGCUCGCUGCGCUCAACCUCCGUAUCGCCUCGUACAACAACUUCCCCACUGCCGCUGGCCUUGCUUCGUCGGCUUCGGGUCUUGCCGCCCUCGUCGCUUCGCUCGCUGGCCUCUAUGAGCUGCCCCAGUCCCCCUCGGAGCUGUCGCGCAUCGCCCGCCAGGGUUCCGGCUCUGCGUGCCGUUCGCUCUUUGGCGGCUUUGUCGCUUGGCGUGAGGGCAAGGAGGCCGACGGCUCGGACUCGCUUGCCGAGGAGGUCGCCUCGCGCGAGCACUGGCCCGAGAUGCAGGCUCUGAUCUGUGUCGUCUCGGACGCCAAGAAGGGCACCUCGUCGACCGCCGGCAUGCAGCACACCGUCGAGACUUCGCCUCUCCUCCAGGAGCGUCUGCGUGUCGUCCCCAAGCGCAUGGACGACAUCUCGGCCGCCAUCAAGGCCCGCGACUUUGACGCGUUCGCCCGCCUCACCAUGGCCGACUCGAACCAGUUCCACGCCGUCUGCCUCGACACUGCCCCUCCCAUCUUCUACCUCAACGAUGUGUCGCGCGCCAUCAUCGGCCUCGUCGAGGAGCUCAACCGCGCCCACCUCGCCAAGACUGGCCACCUCCUCGCCGCCUACACCUUUGACGCCGGACCCAACGCCGUCAUCUACGCCCCCGAGGCGAACAUGCCCACCAUUGUCGCCGCCGUCAACCGCUUCUUCCCCCAGGCCGAGGCCUUCCCCGACCCCUUCAAGGUCGGCACCGCCGCCGCCCUCCCCGAGGGCUUUAGCGAGGGUGUCAUCCGCAUUGGCGGCUGGGAGAAGGGUGCCGUCAAGUCGCUCAUCCACACCCGUGUCGGCGACGGCCCCCGCCGUCUUGGCCCCGAGGAGUCGCUUCUUGGCCCCGACGGUAUCCCCAAGACUCUCGCUUAG